AACAACAAAAACCAAUCUCUUUUUAAACAUUCAAAUUACAAUUUCUAUUUCAUGAAACGACCCUUCUUUCAAUGGCCCUUGUAGAUCAUCAUCAAAAAAUCCACCCACUAACAGAUGUUGAACCACCACCACCACCACCACAGUCAUCAGCACCGCCGCCGCCGCUGGAAAAGGCUCUCCACCACCAAAUUCUCCCUCCAAAAAAGAGAAGAUCUUGCCUUUGCAGAUGCUUAUGUUACACAUUCUGUCUCAUUUUACUUCUUCUCAUCAUCCUCGGAGCUGUCAUUGGAAUUCUCUAUCUUGUUUUCAAGCCCAAGAUCCCGACGUUCUCCAUUGAUUCCUUGAAUAUUAGCGAUCUUCGACUUAAUUUUGACAUGUCACUCUAUGCCAGGUUCGACGUGAAGAUCACGACGUACAACCCGAACGAGAAGAUCGGAAUAUACUACGAGAAAGGAGGAGUUCUGAGCGUUUGGUACACAGAGAACAAGCUUUGUGAAGGGUCAUUGCCAGCAUUCUACCACGGCCACCGGAACAAGACGGCGUUGGAUGUGGUUUUGACCGGAAGGACGGUGUAUGGAAGCACUUUGAUGUCGGCGUUGGUGGAGCAACAGCAGACUGGUCGCAUUCCGCUGCAGCUUCAGGCAGUGGCACCGGUGGCGGUGAAGAUGGGGAAAAUGAAGCUUAAGAAAGUAAAGAUUUUAGGGAAUUGCUUGUUGGUGGUGGAUAGUUUGACUGCUAAUAAUGCCAUUACUAUUAAAGCUAGUAAUUGUAAGUUUAGGUUAAAGCUUUGAAUAUAUUUCUUUCAUUUGUAAAUAAAAGUUCUCUAAUUUUUGUUGUGUA
This is a messenger RNA of Cucumis sativus (cucumber), 840 nucleotides long. RefSeq names its product NDR1/HIN1-like protein 6. The transcript has 2 exons. Gene Ontology annotation, cellular component: plasma membrane. Bases 72 to 791 code for a protein of 239 amino acids. The record is from RefSeq and is a predicted model, not a curated record. NCBI's taxonomy places the organism in Eukaryota, Viridiplantae, Streptophyta, Magnoliopsida, Cucurbitales, Cucurbitaceae.